ACAUAUUUGCGCGUACGUGCGAACUUCCUUUUCCUAUUUGGAAGUAAACGCGCAAACGAUGACGCGCGAGUUCCCCACCGUUUCGAUCAUCAUCGGCGUCGAAGGAUCCUUUCUCGCUCGUGCGCCUCUCGGAUCGUUCCGGACAGCAGCGGUCAGUAGCGCGCGAGCGUCCGCGUGCGGAACGUCAUUAAAAUUGUAGCAGUUACUCGCAGGAACCAAGCACGAUGACACCGCGCGCUCUGUGGAAAGCGUGCCUGGCGUUCAUCCUGGUAUGCCAGACAGCGCGGCGUGUCGGGGGACACCCUCGCCGACCGAGCGCGCCGGAAGCCGAGGACGCCGUGAUGCAGGACCUAAUCAGCACGGCCUACGAGAACGGCGAGCUGCUGCGAUCGGAACAAUGGCGAUGGGACGAGAGCGACGAGGACGACGGCGGAGUCGGCAGACCGGUGCAGCGGGACGCGUCAAAGCAGGGGACUGUAACGAGCGAUGAGACUUCCGUAUCCUCGAGGCCACGGGACGGAGCGCAAGGAGAGCAGAGGGCAUCGUGGGAAGCUUCAAGCACGGGGACGUCGAUGCAAUCGGAUGAUAACAUCAUCUUUCCAACGGAUCGCAGAUUCGUACCGAGUCCGACAUCGGUCUGCGAGAAUAGCACGUACUGCGAGGAGGUCUCCAAUUAUCCCAGGCAGCUGGUGAACGCGGCAAUAGCGCGAAAUGCCAGUCUCAGGUUCCUCGGAAGCAUUGACCCGUUGUCCGAUAUCGAGCAGAGAAUAGAUUCAGCAGACGACUCGCCGCUUUGCCGAUAUCGCGAACAAAUGAUCUAUCCACAGAGCGCGAAGAACAAAGAAAACCAAUGGCUAUUCGUGGUGAAUCAGGACAACCUGAAACAAGGGAUACGCAUCGAGGUUUGCAUGAACGACGGUCAGGAGUGCAGCAUGAUCCAGGACUUCGCCGAGGGUUACAAGACCAGCUGCAAACAGAAGUACAUCUACCGGGAACUGGCAGCGGUGGGUAGCGACGGUAACGUCAUCAAGGACUCGUUUCGUUUCCCAUCGAGUUGCUGUUGCCACGUGAAGUUCGUCGGCGAUCCACAGCUCAGGCUGAGGUUCGGCCUGCGAUACAACCAGACCACUAGCGCGACAACGAGAUCCUCCCAGCGGGGGAUGUGAAGCGAAUCCGGUGCGAAUCCGUCCGCUUCUCGCGGACUUUGCGCUGCAACAUCUCCAUGUAGAGGGCACGUAGGGCAAAGAUGACACCCUCAUGAUGUAACAACCCUAGUAGCACAGUGCAUUGGCUUUACAUUGGCCAAUGUUUGGCUAACGUAAAGCCAAUGCACUGUGCUACUCGGGAAGAACCCCAAGUCGAUUAAGCUACGCGGGAAUUCAAUUGGCCCAAUUGUUAUGGGGAUACGAUAACUCGAAGUACUUUCGAAUCGAACGAAGUCCGUCUCGCCACUUGUUACGCACGACGCUUGACGACCAUUAGUUUAGAGGGGGACGGAGGUAUCUUCGAAAGAACAAACACAAUUUUUAUAUAAAUAUCUCAAUAUGUUCUCCUUAAACAAUAAUUAAUAAUAGGAUAAGAGACGUGUACAAAUUUAUAUAAUGUGAUACAAUUGCUUAUGCGUUAGUUACAUAUAUUUAUGUCGUAUAUUUUUCCUAAAUCUUAGGAGUAAUCAAAUGCGAAUAAAAGUUAUCCAUUGU
Molecule: messenger RNA, 1700 nt
Organism: Ooceraea biroi (clonal raider ant)
Lineage: Eukaryota; Metazoa; Arthropoda; Insecta; Hymenoptera; Formicidae
Product: Spaetzle domain-containing protein
Biological process (GO): innate immune response; central nervous system formation
Cellular component (GO): extracellular region
Molecular function (GO): growth factor activity; Toll binding
Source: RefSeq, a predicted model, not a curated record